Penicillium antarcticum is the source of this 1086-nucleotide messenger RNA. Its product is annotated as carbon-nitrogen hydrolase family protein. Gene Ontology annotation, molecular function: catalytic activity. The transcript has 3 exons. Bases 1 to 1086 code for a protein of 361 amino acids. The record is from RefSeq and is a predicted model, not a curated record. NCBI's taxonomy places the organism in Eukaryota, Fungi, Ascomycota, Eurotiomycetes, Eurotiales, Aspergillaceae.
AUGUCUGUCUCUUCCAGUUCACAAGUUCGUGUUGCUGUCACCCAGGCUGAACCCGUCUGGCUCGACCUGGACGCAACGGUCGACAAAACCUGUACUCUUAUUGCAGAAGCUGCUGCGAACGGGGCACAGCUAGUGGCUUUUCCUGAGUGCUGGAUACCUGGAUAUCCCGCUUGGAUUUGGACACGGCCGAUAGAUCAGUACUUGACGACCUUGUACAUGCAGAACUCCCUCAAGGUUGAAUCGCCCCAAAUGGCCAGGAUAAUAGAGUGCGCAGAGACGAACAGAAUCACAGUCUGCAUCAGCUUUUCCGAAAACAUUCAUCAUUCCCUGUACAUCGCACAGGCCACUAUUGGUAGCAACGGGAAAAUCCUCAACCUCCGAAAGAAAAUGAAGGCAACACAUAUGGAACGCACUAUUUUCGGUGAUUCCCUAGGCGACUGCCUGCACAGCGUGGUGGAAACACCUGUCGGCCGUGUCGGUGCCUUAUCAUGCUGGGAACAUGUUCAGCCGCUUCUCAAGUACAACACGUACUUGCAACGCGAGCAGAUCCAUAUUGCAGCUUGGCCGCCAUUAUUCAAUCACGACGGAGGUGGUGGUCUCUAUUCCAUGUCCUCUCAAGGCACUGACGCCCUCGCCCGAACAUAUGCAAUUGAGUCACAGUCUUUCGUUCUUCACACAACAGCCGUGUUAAGCCAGUCAGGUAUUGAUCGUAUGAAUACCAAGACUGGAGCAAUCAUGAACAGACCAGGUGGUGGAUUCUCGGCAGUUUACGGCCCUGAUGGCCGUAAGGUCUCCACCCCUCUCCCUGAGACUGAAGAGGGCAUUGUUUACGCGGACCUGGACCUGAAUGAUAUCUGCAAGUCCCGGUCGUUUCUUGAUGUUUGUGGUCACUAUAGUCGCCCCGAUCUACUGUGGCUAGGCAUCGAGGGUGGUAUCCAGAAGCAUGCCAAUGUCCAAGGAAACGUGAUUUGCCAAUCACAGUCAGGCUUGCAAACAAAGGAUUCGGAUUCAGACCUUGUCAAACCUGCAAUUUUCGGAAUCGAAGAUAGUGGGAAUCGGGUAGAAGCAGAAUUUCAUACUCAAUAG